Triticum turgidum subsp. durum (durum wheat) is the source of this 729-nucleotide messenger RNA. The record is from the annotation of a GenBank genome assembly. NCBI's taxonomy places the organism in Eukaryota, Viridiplantae, Streptophyta, Magnoliopsida, Poales, Poaceae.
AUGGAGUACGUCAACCCUCUCACCGGCUUCCGCGUCGACGGCCGCCGCCCCAACGAGAUGCGGCAGCUCAAGGGCGAGGUCGGCAUCGUCUCCAGGGCCGACGGCUCGGCGCUCUUCGAGAUGGGCAACACCAGGGUCAUCGCCGCCGUCUACGGACCUCGAGAGAUCCAAAACAGGAGUCAGCAACAAAACGGUAAAGAGGCUUUGGUGCGUUGUGAGUAUAGAAUGGCAGAAUUUAGCACUGGGGAUCGAAGGAGAAAGCCAAAAGGUGACAGGCGAUCAACAGAAAUUUCUCUUGUUAUUCGGCAAACAAUGGAGGCAAGCAUAUUAACACAUUUAAUGCCACACUCACAGAUUGACAUAUUUGUCCAAGUUCUUCAAGCUGAUGGUGGAACCAGGUCCGCAUGCAUCAAUGCUGCAACACUAGCACUUGCAGAUGCUGGGAUUCCAAUGCGAGACAUAGUCACUUCUUGCAGUGCUGGGUAUCUGUGUUCUACUCCUUUGCUUGAUCUGAAUUAUAUAGAAGACAGCGCUGGAGGCGCGGAUGUAACCGUUGGCAUUCUUGCAAAGAUGGACAAAGUGACUCUUCUGCAGAUGGACGCGAAACUACCAAUGGACACAUUUGAGACUGUGAUGGACCUUGCAACUGAAGGGUGCAAAGCGAUCGCGACUUACAUCCGAGAGGUGCUAUUGGAGAACACGAAGCAGCUGGAGUGUCAGCGAGGCUAG